CUUGCCUCCAUUCUUCAAUUCUAGAUUCUGACUCAGUAGCCCUGAGUUGAGACGCUACACGCGACGCACGCAUCAGUUCAAUGUCAAAGUACAAAAUACAGUAGUUAGGUAAAUACGCGAGACAUCAUUUUUUGAAGUUCGAAGUUUAUCUAUUUACUAAUUAUAAUAUUAUCUUUACGCGUGCAUCGUUGUCGAAAAAAAUAUUAAGUAUAUAAAAGUUUAGUUGUGAAUAAACGAUCAUUACUAACGUAGUAGGACUUAUUAGAUGCAAGUGUUAACGUGAUUUUAUUUUAUUUUAAAGUAACUACUUUAGUGAUUUAUUAAAGGACACCCAAAAUGGCACCGAAUACAGUAGAUGCAAAUGGUGUGUUAUUUGAGACUGACGCAGCAACUCCUGACAUGGCUCUUCCAAUCACUCCAGUCCAACAAGCAGACAGCAGUCCAAGAAAAUUAGUUUGGAGAAACAUAAUUGCAUUUGCUUACUUACACAUUGCAGCACUGUAUGGAGGAUACCUGUUCCUUUUUUCAGCAAAAUGGCAAACUGAUAUAUUUGCCUAUGUUUUGUAUGUGAUGUCGGGAUUGGGCAUAACAGCAGGAGCUCAUCGGCUCUGGGCCCAUAAGUCGUACAAAGCGAAGUGGCCUCUACGCGUCAUCCUUGUCAUCUUCAACACUUUGGCUUUCCAGGAUUCAGCCAUUGACUGGGCGCGCGACCACCGCAUGCACCACAAGUACUCGGAGACGGACGCCGACCCGCACAACGCGACGCGCGGCUUCUUCUUCUCGCACAUCGGCUGGCUGCUCGUGCGCAAGCAUCCCGAACUCAAGAGAAAGGGCAAAGGCCUGGACUUGAGCGACUUGUACGCCGACCCUAUACUGCGCUUCCAAAAGAAGUACUAUCUCCUCCUCAUGCCGAUCGCGUGCUUCGUUCUGCCCACGAUCAUACCCGUGUACUGGUGGGGCGAGAGCUGGGUCAACGCCUACUUCGUAGCGGCCAUGUUCCGCUACGCCUUCAUCCUCAACGUCACCUGGCUGGUGAACUCCGCGGCGCACAAGUGGGGCGACAAGCCCUACGACAAGCACAUCCAGCCCGCCGAGAACAUCUCCGUAUCGGUGUUCGCUCUCGGGGAAGGCUUCCACAACUACCACCACACCUUCCCCUGGGACUACAAAACCGCCGAGUUGGGCAACAACAGGCUCAACUUUACCACUAACUUCAUCAACUUCUUCGCUAAGAUCGGCUGGGCUUACGAUCUUAAAACGGUAUCGGAUGAAAUAAUUCAUAAUAGAGUCAAGCGUACCGGCGAUGGAACUCACCAUCUCUGGGGCUGGGGCGAUAAGGAUCACUCCGCUGAUGAGAUCAAAGCUGCCAUUAGAAUCAAUCCCAAGGAUGAGAAGGAUGAUUAAAUGUUGAAACUUAACACAAAUAACACAACAUUCGUACAAUACACGUAGUUUAGUUAUAAAGGCCCAUGCGUUCAUUACGUCACGUUUGUUAUUGGAUGAAGAGGUCAUAAUCAUGUGACUGUAGAUUAGUUUAAAUACUUCUAUUGUAAUGCCAAGAUGAGUGUCGUCAUCUUUUAUCAAUCCUUUUUGUGUAUUUCCAUUCUACGUCAUUUUCGCGUAACUGAGAAUCGACUGAAAGCCAUUGAACAAAAAAUAGAGCAUAGGAAUGAUAGGAACGUCGACUCAAUAAAUUUAGAAUCAAAGUACCUACAUAUUUUAAAUUUUAUUUUUAAUCAGAAUAGUCAACUAGAUGUAGAAUGCAAAUAAGAAAAACAUUAAGUAACAAUGUAGGUAAAUAUUUCAUUUAUUUAAACAGUCUGUAAUAGUUUAAAUGGGUGGAGUAAAUCGAAGGUGACAGAAGGUCAAAAACUUCGGCGAGACGUAAUUAAUGAAUGGUGCGUGUAACAUUAUUGUGAUAAAGAAAACACUUGAUGGUAUCUUAGAUAUCUUUUUCCACAUCUUUUUGAAUCUGAUAUCUCGUCAGAAAGACUGAGAUCGAAUAUAAUGUGAAUGCGAGGCUAUCGAGGAAACCUAAUACUUGUUAUGUUUGAUUUGAACAGUUUAGUUGAUUGCUUAAUUUAAUUUUCCUCAUCGAAAUGAGGAAAUGUGCAAUAUAAUUGAAUAGAAUGCUAACGAUACUGGCAUGGGCAUAGAAUUAUAAUGAAACACUAUCUAUUACUUCGCGAAUAGAUUUGGUGACAAGGUUUCUGCAUAGCCUUGCAAGUAAGCUUCGAAUAAAAAGAUGAAAUAUUUUGAAAAAAAAGUAUCGUUUAAAAUAUUUUACACUUCCUAUUAGAUUCUACGGAAUUAGAACUUAGGUUUGCUACUAACCCAGAGAUAAAUGUAAAUUUACAUAUCUUUAGCGUGCACUGUUUACUUAUUACUUGAGUUUAAUUUUUCGUGUGACUAAGGCACUCAACACAGACAGCGUUCCAACAUUCGAAUACAUCAAAUAUAAUAUGCUGUAAUUAGUUUUUAUAGAAAAUAAUGCUUUCAAAGUUAGCGAUGCGUAAUGGUGAUUUCCAUAUUUGCUGAGUAAGUUUGCAUAAUAUGAUAUCAACCGGUUUUCGAGUCGCCGAAAAUGUAAUAAUGGCACAUAACUUUUCACCAUCGUCGUAGCAAUAUCGGUUACGAUGUACCGCACUUUUUGCAGAACCCUGAUGCCUGGUACUUUUCUUCCACAUCUUGUUAGACCAGAUCAGAUCAGACAAAUGUUGCAACCAGGUCUUACCACGCGAUUCUUCUAGUGCUACAGAUGGGCGAUGGCAAACCCGUAACAUCCCGUCAACAACAUGAUAUUUCAACCAACUGCCUCGUUGGUCUAGUGGUUAGCAUGGUCGACUACGGAUGACGGUUCGACACUUGGGUCGGGCCAAAAAUAGUCAGGUAUUGGAAUUUUCUAUUCAGAAAUUUUCAGUACUAUCCCGGAGUAAUCUGACAGUGUGUCCCUGUGCCUCAAAGAGCAUGUAAAGCCGUCGGUUCUGCGUUUGAACUCCCUCCGAUCGUGUCGGAUUUCCGUCCCAUCCUAUGAGAGUGAGGGAAUAAAGAGCAUCUGUUUUUCCACACACAUGCACUAUAAUAUCUCCCGCGAUUAAUCAACUGGAUUAAUCUCUAAAAAGGUUGGCCGUUGCCGAAAUUCGGUCGAGAGGACAUGAUUAUUAUUAGUUAUUUCAAACACAAAUGCCAUUCUGAUUCAUGAUGCGAAAAUUUUUGUAGUGGCUAGGUACCUAUUGAGUUUGACUUUCCUCAACGUUGUUUUGAAGUAAGCCAUAAUGUGUCACUCAUUAGGACCGGGACCUUGCUCAUUUUCCUCUCUUUAUUUGUUUUUUUCUUUUCAUCCUUUAUCCGAAUGUGACUUUGGUUCAAAAGUAAAUUGGUUUCCGCUAGACUAAUAGAAUUUAAGCAUUCUAAAUUUUGUUGAUGAGAUAAUCAGCUCGCCAUUAUGAAAGGAUUUAAAAAAUCUUUGGAACAAGAGUUACUGAACUUUUGGAAAGCGUUUGAAUCGCGUGCGUUGAUCGCGUUUUGUGUUUGGUGCCUAACAUGCAUAGCAUAGCUUCUUUGUGUAUGAAAGUUAUACAUCUGAGUAUACAGUGAUAACGAUAUGUAACACAUCAGUAUUAUAUACCACAUACAAAAAUAACCAUGGGUAUUGUCACUAGUCUUUUGCAUUUGUAGCGAGUUACUACUAUUAUUUUGUUAACAGUUGACACAACCCAAUAACUUAUUUUUGUUAACUUUUGAAUAUUUAAUGUUUUAGUUUUAACACUCUAGGGAUACGUAUAUUAGGUAUGUGGUCUGUGAGACUAAGCGUAGGCAAGAGGCAUUGUACGACCAAACAAGUGAGAUAUGCUAAUUGAAAAUUCAAAAAAAAUCCAGUCAUCGUACCGGUGUGAAAACCAACAAAACUUUAUGAUUCUUUAUAUUACUCAUGCAAUGUUAUUUGUUUAAACAGUGUCAAAGUCCAAAAAAAAUAUUAUGAUUGGUCGUUUUUGAUGUCCAGCUAACGACGACAUCCCUACAUCGACAAGUGACUGAAUUUCGGCAAUAUCGAAUGUAUAGAUAAAGGUGGAUCGAGCGCUCCUAAUACCUACUUGAAGCAAAUACCUACAGUUAUUAACUGCAGGAAAUAUUGUACAUCGGCCUUUAGAAAGGAAUUUCGGCUUCGUAGAGCGUUGUCUCUGUCACUCAUAGUUAUGUGACGUUUUGCCGGUCUCCACGACAGAGACAACACUACGAAACCGCUCUUUCUAAAGAUCGAUGUUCAAUAUUACCUGUUGGGUACUGUACUUAUCGCUGUCCCACUUCAACUACUACCACAUUAUUAGUGUACUUUGUAGGAAGUAGACUACAAAAAUACUCUCGCUCGGUAGUUAAAGUGGUAGUAGCCAGUAGUAGUGGUAGAAGAUAGUGAUAAGUAGAUAUUUGCUUCAGAACCUCGAUAACUCAAAGGUUGAGAAGCGGACUGAAUUCCGAAAAGCCGGCGGUUCAAACCCCACCUGUUGCACUACUGUCGUACCUAAGGAGUAAUAGUCAUGAUUAACAUGGCUAAUAUUCUUUUAUAGGUAUUAAAAGCGCUCAAACCGUCUUCAUGCACAUAACAUAUUCUAAAUUUCAAGUAGCUUUUCCGUUUUUUAGGUUUUAAUGCAAUCUUUAUUUAGUGGAAGCUAUAAUAAUAAUAAUUGUCAUGGACAAAAUAUAGCUUCCUGGGUAGGUGUCUACAAUGCCUAUGAUUUUGGACUGAUGUGUAAAGAGAAAUGUGAUAUGGUAGAUGUGUAAGUAAAGUAGGCAACGAUAUAAGUGUUCCGCUAGAUGCGGCGCUUCAUAGUAACAACAUCAACAAACAUCGGCCAGCCCGCACUUCUGUUAAUCCUAAUUAAACUGGUGUGAUAACUCUGGAUUACAUAUUAUUCACGUUAUCGUAUUAGAGUAGGUAUCGGUAGCUUUAGUACCUACAGUCUGUUCUAAAUUAUCUAUAUUCGUAAAAACGGAUUGCGUCUAAAGCGGAUUACGAUUUAAGAUUGACAGGAGUGAGGACAUUAACUAAGUACCUAUACUUAAAGUGCGGACAUCGAUGUUCGUUGGAACAUAUUGUUACUAUGAAGCGUUGUAUUUAGUGGGACAUUUAUAUCACUGAAAGUAGGAAAGAAAAAGGUAUAUCAUCAGUGGAAUUUUGUAUUUAUUAUAUUUUAUUUUUCAUUUACACAAAAGCACAAAUAAACAAUACAAAAAUAAAUUUAUCGUAAGUAAAUAGAUGUUUUAACCACCAUCUGAUUGUUUUUAACUCAGGUUCAGCUUGCCUCAAACGGUGUUUUAAGCCUAGCGUCCACUAGAGCCCAGUCGGGUGUCAUUGAAAUUUAUGGAAGUAAACAUAAUAAAUUUGUUUCGGGGCGCAAUUACAUAGUAACUACCUAAAUAUGUAUUAUGUAGGCCCAAAGUUAAGCGAUCUGAUUCGGUGAACUAAUGGACGCUACACCUUAUAUAUAAAUUACAUAAGUACCUAAUCACGAAUAUAUUUUAAAACAGCACCGUUUCGUGCGACCUUGUGUGACUUGAAUAUCGCACGCCGUGUGAAGUAAGCUUUUAUAGAUAUAAUAUUAAGUGUUAAUUAGGCAUAUGCCUACAUUGCUGUUCUAAAAUUAUAACAGUGCAAAAUAA
Molecule: messenger RNA, 5658 nt
Organism: Maniola jurtina (meadow brown)
Lineage: Eukaryota; Metazoa; Arthropoda; Insecta; Lepidoptera; Nymphalidae
Gene: DESAT4
Product: acyl-CoA Delta-9 desaturase-like
Exons: 5
Coding region: 337-1404 (355 amino acids)
Biological process (GO): unsaturated fatty acid biosynthetic process
Cellular component (GO): endoplasmic reticulum membrane
Molecular function (GO): stearoyl-CoA 9-desaturase activity; iron ion binding
Source: RefSeq, a predicted model, not a curated record